Messenger RNA from Radiomyces spectabilis, 2330 nucleotides. Its product is annotated as WD40-repeat-containing domain protein. The record is from RefSeq and is a predicted model, not a curated record. Gene Ontology annotation, molecular function: protein binding. The transcript has 9 exons. Lineage: Eukaryota; Fungi; Mucoromycota; Mucoromycetes; Mucorales; Radiomycetaceae. The coding region runs from base 185 to 2062 and encodes 625 amino acids.
CCACACUUUUUCUUUUUUACUUUUUUUUUCCCCCUUCGCUUUUCCUGCCUUUCAUCGAUAGCAUAUUCUCAUUCCAUUCCUCAUUCUUUUUUUUUCAUACCAAUCCAUCUGUGCUUUGAAAGCUACUCGUAGUCUCGCACAAUAUCCCACAAUCUCGAUCACUUGAGCGCGCUUUGUAGUGAACAUGUCCGUCCAUAACCAUAGAGCCAUGAUGCCUGCGCCUCCUUCGAACCGUGUAAUCGAGAUGCUUGAUGCCAUCCGGGCUGAGUUUGACCAAAUGGCUCAAGAAGCAUAUAUCUGCAAAUCGCAAAGAGAUGAUUUCGAAAUGAAAAUUAAUUCCCAGAUUCAAGAGAUGAACACUUUCCAGAAGAGCCUCGUGGAAAUGGAACGAUCCCAGCAAACAAUAAAGAAACAAUAUGAGGAAGAAAUCGCUCGCCUCCGUCAGCAGAUCAAACAAACUCAAGCACGAGCCGCCGGACCACACGCAGUUCAAUCCAUAACUACACCACACGGAUCUCAUCCGCCGCCACCUAAUAUCGGGCCUGGAAGCAAUUAUUUUGGAGGUAUCAUGAGUGCUCAUGGCAAGAAUCAAGCUGGGCUUGUGGCACCUCCACAGAUGAGCGAGUCAGUUCCACAGCAACCGCCAACGGUUCCCCCACCGCCACCAACACAAGGAAGAUCCACUUAUCCACCCUCAUCUUCCGCUUAUUCCAAUGCCUCCAAUUCCCCCGCACCGCCGCCGGCAUCAUCAAUGCAAGGCUCUUAUGGAAGUAUGGCUGCAUCAGCAAGCCCCUAUCCACCACAACAAGGUUAUGGUUAUCCUGUAGCGGGAGGAGGUCCGCCACCGUCUGCACAAUCAUCAUCCCAGGUAAAUGCUGGCGCCAAACGGAAGUCAAGACCCUCACCCACUGGUCCUCCGCCUCCACCCCCCGUCUCAUCCAUGAAUUCAGGAAGAUUUUCCGUAAAAGUACCUGUCAGCGCUAGUGCACCAGGUGGUUUGGCCGAUAUUGAUCCCGAAAGCGUACCACCGAAUAUGAAAAUUGAAGGACAAGACUGGUUUGCAUUAUACAACCCAAAGACUACACGUUAUCUUAAAGUGGACUUGCAGCAUACUUUGGAACAUGGAAGCGUUGUGUGCUGCGUAAAAUUCAGUGCGGAUGGUCGUUAUCUUGCGGCGGGAUGUAAUCGAUCAACGUUUAUUUACGACGUCGCUACUGCACAGAGAAUAUGCGUAUUGCAGGAUGACAAGGUACCGAAAGAUGGUGACCUCUACAUUCGGUCUGUCUGCUUUAGUCCUGAUGGCCAGUUCCUUGCCACUGGUGCCGAAGACAAACUUAUCAGAAUAUGGGAUAUCGCUCAAAAGCGGGUGCGUAAUGUACUUGCUGGACAUGAACAAGACAUCUAUUCGUUGGACUUUAGUCGCGACGGUAAAAUUAUUGUAUCAGGGUCGGGCGAUCGAACAGCAAGAAUCUGGGCAAUGGAUACAGGAAAAUGCCUGCACGUACUUCGUAUCAAAGAUCUGGACCAAAAAGAUCCGGGAGUGACGAGUGUAGCGGUUUCACCAGAUGGCCGUUUAGUGGCAGCAGGAAGUUUGGAUAAGAUGGUUCGCGUAUGGGAUAGCCGAACUGGCGCCAUGUUGGAACGUCUGGAGGGACACAAGGACAGUGUUUAUUCAGUGGCCUUCAUGCCGGAUGGUAAAUCGCUUGUCAGUGGUAGCUUGGACAAGACGCUGAAACUGUGGCAAUUGGGUACCAGCGAAGGACGUGGAUAUGGCGUGGAUUGGGAUCGAUCCAAAGGACCUUGCAAGAUGACAUUUACCGGUCAUAAAGACUUUGUUUUGUCGGUAGCCACAACGCCAGAUGGCCAUUGGAUCGUCUCAGGUUCAAAGGACCGUGGUGUGCAAUUCUGGGAUCCUCGCACUGGUCAAACUCAAUUCAUGUUGCAAGGACAUAAAAAUUCAGUCAUCUCUGUUGCCAUCAGCCCUGCAGGAAGGCCUCUAUUUGCUACAGGUUCUGGCGAUAAUCGCGCACGCAUCUGGAGUUAUGAGCCCGUAGGCCCUUAGCAAUGAAACCUACUUUAACUGAUUCCGCACUUUUUCGAUUUCAUUUCAUUUUUUUUUUUUCUUUCUGCUUUCACGCACAUUAUAUGAUAUCAGUCGCCAUAGCUUUAGUUUAUGUGGAAGAUCCUUGUUUCUCAUUCUGAAAAUGAGCUUUAUGCCCUAUUUUAAGCAUGUGACAUAUCGUUGCAAGCGUUAUGAACAAAAGUGCGUCUUUUUUUUUUCUUUUUUUUGGCAUUUUUCAUGCGUUGGGUGUGUGACGUCUUUUUUUAAA